Diaporthe citri is the source of this 327-nucleotide messenger RNA. RefSeq lists its product as uncharacterized. The record is from RefSeq and is a predicted model, not a curated record. The transcript has a single exon. Lineage: Eukaryota; Fungi; Ascomycota; Sordariomycetes; Diaporthales; Diaporthaceae. The coding region runs from base 1 to 327 and encodes 108 amino acids.
AUGGUCGCCGGAGUUAAGAGGGUCAUUGCGAUAUCGCGGUCCAGUGUCAUUUUCUUGGACCGCGGCGGGUGGGUGUGUUCAUUGAGCAUCAAGAACAUCUCAGAGACCAAGUCUUACACUCGACAUUUCUUCAUACCACCAUUCUGGCGGGCGAGGGGAGACUUUAUGGUAAAGGUUGUGGCCAAGAACAGCCUUGCCAUCGCGCACAAGGACGAUGCUGUCGUUGUCCACGGAUUCAUGGACUUCAAUUAUAAGAUGGACUUCCUCGCGUGCCCUGACGAGGAAGACACGCCCCUGGUCCUGAGGCGGCGGGUAACAAGUCUGUAG